AUGUUGUGCUCAAAGACAAAUCAAAAGCCGAUUAUCGCACUGGAUUGUGACGGUGUUCUUCUAGAUUAUCACGCUACAUUUGCUCAAAUCUAUGAAAAAGCUUUUGGAAAACAAUUGACUUGUGUGUCUCCAAAAUCUUAUUACUCUUCUACUGCGUAUGAUGUCACUUUCACACCUGAAGAACAGAAUCGAUUCAAUGAAGUAUGGGAUGCCGAAGGAUGGCGCACAAUGCCAAUGUUAGAUGGUGCACUUCAAGCUUGUAAUUUGCUUCAUGAAGCCGGUUAUGAACUGAUUUGCGUUACCGCAAUGCCUGCCUGUUUUUCUGAUCAUAGACUUGAAAAUUUUCUCUCACAUGGAUUUCCAAUCAAUCGAGUAAUUAGCACAGGCUAUGACAAAGAGAACCCCCAAAAUAACCCCAAAAAGAAAAUAAUCGAAGCGUUGCAUCCAGUAGCUUUCGUCGAUGACUUAAGACGAAAUUUUAAAGACAUUCAAGGCGUCCAUACGAAAUUCGUAUUUAUUGAUAACGAAUAUCACGAUGAUCCCAAUCAAUAUGAUAAUAUUUAUUACGAUGUUAAGUAUCCCACUCUUUUGGCUUUUGUCAAUGAUUUUCUCCAAGCAGAACAUGGGCAACAAAUUAAUUGGGCACAAAGGCCUGCCUUGCUUCUUUCUUCCACUUGA
This is a messenger RNA of Rotaria socialis, 678 nucleotides long. Lineage: Eukaryota; Metazoa; Rotifera; Eurotatoria; Philodinida; Philodinidae. The record is from the annotation of a GenBank genome assembly.